This is a messenger RNA of Phyllostomus hastatus (greater spear-nosed bat), 5437 nucleotides long. It is a transcript of the gene FRS2, whose product is annotated as fibroblast growth factor receptor substrate 2. Gene Ontology annotation, biological process: cell surface receptor protein tyrosine kinase signaling pathway. The transcript is spliced from 11 exons. The record is from RefSeq and is a predicted model, not a curated record. Bases 558 to 2084 code for a protein of 508 amino acids. Gene Ontology annotation, cellular component: cell-cell junction; cytoplasm. NCBI's taxonomy places the organism in Eukaryota, Metazoa, Chordata, Mammalia, Chiroptera, Phyllostomidae.
AGAGAGGCCUGUAGGCACAGCGGCGGAGGCUCUACCGCCUCCGAGUAGGGGCUCCUUCCUGGAUCGGAACCUGGGGACCGGUGCCCACCGACCUGCGCCCUGACCCUUCCCAGCGCCCGGGCCAACAAAAUGACCAUUAAGAAGUAGAAGCCCAGAUGCAAAGUGAUGAAACAGCCAAUUUGUCAUAAAGUAAAAUGCAGCUGUGGCUUUUCAACCAGAUUAGAACAAAAUUGUAUCUAUUUUUCUCAGAAGAGAAUUCCACAAGGGGAAUAGGGUGCAAUACAAGAUACUGUCAGGAAAAACUAUGAAUGACUUUGAAAUGGGCAAAAAAUGAGAAAACAGACAUGAGAGGAAUCUCGUUUAAAUUACAGUACAAGGAAUUUAGAUCAGACAAAGAGUUUCCAGAAAUUAAAGUACCAGAUAUUGAAGUGAUUUGUUAAGUCAUCAAACAAAGGAAACAUGGUAUUUUGAAGUAUGAUUAAACUUCUGAUGCUGCAGCAGAGGCUAAGAAUAUUAAUGGCCAGAUCUAGUGCUCACAUGGUCUUCUGAAAGAAGCCAUGGGUAGCUGUUGUAGCUGUCCAGGUAAAGACACUGUCCCAGAUAACCAUCGGAACAAGUUUAAGGUCAUUAAUGUGGAUGAUGAUGGGAAUGAGUUAGGUUCUGGCAUAAUGGAACUUACAGACACAGAACUGAUUUUAUACACUCGUAAACGUGACUCAGUAAAAUGGCACUACCUCUGCCUGCGACGCUAUGGCUAUGACUCAAAUCUCUUUUCUUUUGAAAGUGGUCGACGAUGUCAAACGGGACAAGGAAUCUUUGCCUUUAAGUGUGCCCGUGCAGAAGAGUUAUUUAACAUGUUGCAAGAGAUUAUGCAAAGUAAUAGUAUAAAUGUGGUGGAAGAGCCAGUUGUUGAAAGGAAUAAUCAUCAGACAGAAUUGGAAGUCCCUAGAACACCUCGAACACCUACAACUCCAGGGUUUGCUGCUCAGAACUUACCUAAUGGAUAUCCCCGAUAUCCCUCAUUUGGAGAUGCUUCAUCCCACCCUUCAAGCAGACAUCCUUCUGUGGGAAGUGCACGCCUGCCUUCAGUAGGUGAAGAAUCUACACAUCCUUUGCUUGUGGCUGAGGAACAGGUACAUACCUAUGUCAACACUACAGGUGUGCAAGAAGAGCGGAAAAAUUGCGCAAGUGUGCAUGUCCCAUUGGAGGCAAGGAUUUCUAAUGCUGAAAGCAACACUCCAAAAGAAGAACCUACUAGUAUUGAGGACAGGGACCCUCAGGUUCUUCUUGAACCUGAAGUAGUCAGAUUUGUCUUAGGACCAACUCCUGUUCAAAAGCAAUUAAUGGAAAAAGAGAAACUGGAGAAAAUUGGAAGAGAUCAAGUCAGUGGAGGUGGUGCAAAUAACACAGAGUGGGACACUGGAUAUGACAGUGAUGAACGAAGAGAUGCACCCUCUGUUAACAAACUGGUAUAUGAAAAUAUAAAUGGGUUAUCUAUCCCUAGUGCCUCAGGGGUCAGGAGAGGUCGUCUGACAUCCACCAGUACCUCAGAUACCCAGAAUAUCAACAACUCAGCCCAGAGAAGAACUGCACUAUUAAACUAUGAAAAUUUACCAUCUUUGCCUCCUGUUUGGGAAGCCCGCAAGCUAAGUAGGGAUGAAGAUGACAAUUUAGGACCAAAGACCCCAUCUCUAAAUGGCUACCAUAAUAAUCUAGAUCCAAUGCAUAACUAUGUAAAUACAGAGAAUGUAACAGUGCCAGCAAGUGCUCACAAAAUAGAAUAUUCAAGGCGUCGGGACUGUAUACCGACAGUCUUUAACUUUGAUAUCAGACGCCCAAGUUUAGAACACAGGCAGCUCAAUUACAUACAGGUUGACUUGGAAGGUGGCAGUGACUCCGACAACCCUCAGACUCCAAAAACGCCUACAACUCCUCUUCCGCAGACCCCGACCAGGCGCACAGAGCUGUAUGCUGUGAUAGACAUUGAGAAAACUGCUGCUAUGUCAAAUUUGCAGAAAGCACUACCACGAGAUGAUGGUACAUCUAGGAAAACUAGACACAAUAGUACUGAUCUGCCCAUGUGAGCCUGGAAAGCAUUACAUUGUUUGCACCUUUGUGAAUUUUUUUAAAAAUGAAGAUGCAAGUGCUUCAUUUUCUUUUCUAAACACUAACUCCUUUUAUAGACUGAUAAAAACAUUUUUUUAAUAUUUCAUGUGCUUCUUUAAAGGGAAUUAAUGUAGAGCAGGUACUCAUUAAAAACACUAAUUUCAUUAUACACUACUCAUUACUGUACAGCAGCACUCCCAUUUUCACAGUGCCUAUUUAAAAUGAGAGUUGAAGUGAGUGACAUGCUGGUUGAUUUUUAUCAAUAUUCUGGACUUAUGCAUAUCAUUCAUGCCUAAGUCAUGGUUGGCAUUUAAAACGUUUUAUAAAGCCUCUUGAUAAUGUACAUUGCUAACAGAUAAACUCUAGGCUUUGAAAGUAAUAUUUGUAGAUUCACUGUUCAUGGUAUGUGGCAUCUAGCAUGUAACAUGAGGAAUACUUUAUUUCAUUAUUUGUAGGCUUUUUGACUUGAGCCAAACCAUAUGUAAAGGAAAUAGAAGUACCACACUCCUUAUAUACCAGUCAGUUCCUUUGCCUUCAGCUUAAUAGAAAGUCCUGUGUUUGUGAAUAUGGUUGCUGUUGGUGUGUUGAAAGGCAGGAAGAAGACAAGAUUUUCUGUUUCUUCAUCUCAUGUUGUUAUUGGAAGAGCGUGCCCAGAUGUCUGAAUCAGAAUUACAACGGGCUCAAGAAUUGGUCUCAGGUCACUUUACCCCAGAACAUUUGAAAAUCUGAACCAUGAUCUCUCGAAAGAGUCUCGCCUAUGGAUUAUUGACGAUCACAUCGUUUAUGGAGGCAUGUGUGCCGUUAGAUUGCCAUUUACCUUCAGUUUUUUCCUUUGGUGUUUGGGAUGUCUCAUUUUUUUGCUGACUGUAUUUUCCAAUUUAAAAUGUUUGAGUUUGUAUAUAGUUUUAAAAUUGGAUUAUGUGUUUAUUGUGUAGUGGCAUUUUUGUCAAAUUGUGGUUUUGAAGGUUCAUUUGGAACUUACUGUUAUUCUAUAACAGGGUUGCCCUUGUCCAGUAUUUAUUUAUAUGCUGUUUACUUUUCAAGUUGAUAAAAACAUUCUCUCAGUUUUAAAUUUUACUUGUGUCCAUAGGUGAUCUCUUUAGCAGCUGAGGGAAAAAAAAAGGAAGCUAUUUUUAACAUACAGAGUUCCCUAAAGGUACUGUGUCUUCUCUGUGGGCACCCUCCCCAGCACUUUAGCAGUGAUUCCCUCAAGUCACAUGGCUGCGAUUGUACUUUGCCCACUGUAGUGCUCCUCAGCUCUGCUGUCCUUUCACUCAUAGAUGGAUCUUUGAUUACCCCUGAUGUCAAUGGAAUGUUAAGAUUAUUGCCAGCAUAGCAGGUACAGUGGAAGUCUUGUAGCAAUGAGAUUAGGUCAUAAUUUAGGAUUUAAAAUGAAUUGAAGCUUGUGUAUACUGACAAGAGGUCAUAUGUCCAGCUCUUGGAAAAUCAAGAAUGUUCCAGUUUCCUAAACAUUAGAGAAGACAAGAGAAGGUAGAGUGAAAAGAAGGUUAGGUAACCUUGCAAAAUAUUUUACCGUUUUCUCUAAAUUUGAGGAAAUUUGAGAUUAUGAUCUGGAUCUACCAGAUGUAACAAGGUUAAGUUAGCAUGAAAGUUUCAGUCGUAUAGCAUCCAACCUGUUCAAUAAAUAACCAAUUAUAGGACAGUGAAUGGAGUAGCAUAAUAAUAGAAUGGGACCAUUAUAAAGAAAAUAAAUUAUUAAAGGUGUCUAUUAUUUUCAGUGCCAUUGGUUUAUGUGCAUAGCAGAAUUUCUUUUUUUUGUGAACUUGGUGCUUAUUAAAGUGUUCACUGCUUUCUAGAGAGAGAGCAGUGGUGUAGGUGUGCAGUUUCCAUUUUUAAUAUAUUGUUGCAUUUAUGUUUUCUUCUGAGUAGAUUGCUAAUCGUGCCAAAUUUAUGUGAUUUUUGUAAUGUGGAAUAUGAAUUGUGAUGGAAUUAGUACACAUGGUUUUAUCUGAAAUAAGCAGUCAAGACAGAACAUUAACCUCCAAAUAGAAGGGCUGACCUAUUUAUUCAUUUUGGAGGUUGGAUACUUUAUUUUCUUUUUCUAAUUCUUUGUACCUUUCCUUCCAGAUUCUAAUUAGUUUUUAUAUUUUUUACGUAACUCCAAUAUAAUCACUGCAGUUUAUGCUUUAAAUACUGUAUGCUUUAAAAACAGAAAUGGGACCAAUUUGUCUGCUAAGAAUUUGAUUUUAGGUACUAUGAAUAUUAGGAAGAUGUAUACAUACAAGUGGUGUUAAUUUCUAGAUGUCUCUGGAAAUCACCUGUGAUCCUAUUUAAUAAAAAGUAAUGUAGAACACUCCUUGUCCUUUGCAGUAGUCUAGUCGUGGGCAUUAAGCUCCAUCCUGGAAGAAUGUACCUAUUAGCAGGUGCAUUUUAGAAUGCGAUAUUUUAUUGGGAUACAAUUGUGGCCAUAUGUUUCAGAUUUUCUGAGGCAGACCUGAUUUUAGAUACUCUGUUCUGUUGAUAGACCAUGUGAUCCCACUUUUCAGUUUUGGAACUCUAAUCAUUGUUAAUAUAUUUUCCCAAACAGAAUCCCCUUUUAUCCAUAUAGAUCAAAACUGCUUUUAUCCCAGACCAGGGGUGGAAACUGAUAUGGGUAUUGACUCUGUUUUUCUUCUUAGUGUGUUUUAUAUCCCACUUUCAUCUUCUUUUAAAACUGAAAAUAUGGUGCCUUUUCUCCCUCCAGGAAGAUUGGCAAAUAGUUCCUUUUAUUUACUGCUGCUGUGGAGUGAUGAGAUAUGCACUUUACUCUUGAAGACUCAGCAAAAAGCUUUUCACUUCCCAGUAUAUCCAGAAUAGAUCACAUUUGGGACUUACAAAAAUUUGCCAAGCAAUCUUUGUUUUUAUAGAUAUUGAUGUUGACCCCACAGUUCAAUGUUAUAUGUCAAGCUAGUGUUUAUCAGCCCCCCAAAGGAAUCAGUGGCACAACAUAUAAAAAUGUACCUCAGUGAUGUUCUAUUAAAAAUGGGACAAGGGCCUUAUGUUUUCAUAAUUUCCCAAUAAUGUGCCACCAUAUUUUUGCCUCAAGGUAAAAGUUUUAACAAGCUAAAAAGUACUUCCCACUUUCUCCUGUGCUGUUCCUAACCCAUAAUGCCCAAGUGUUCUGUGCAAUGUGUAGUGUGUGUGUAUGUGUAAAUAUAUAUGUAUAUAAAUAUAUAUACAUAUAUAUCCUUGAAAUAGACAUGCCAUCGGAGACAACAUUCAGAAGUAACUGGUGUAUUGGCAUCUCAUUCAUAUUUCUGAUAUGUGAGGUAUAUGGUACUAAUUACCUUUUCCCUGAUGUUUGCCAAAUUUGAAUAAAGGCAUUGGUACG